AAAGUUUCGUUUAUUUUUAAAAAAAGUUACUAAGUUUUAUGCAACGUUUUAAAUUUUUGACAUUGAUACGUUUGCAUGACAUGUUUGCAUAAUAAAAGCAAAUCAAAAUCUUGGUUUAAGUCAUACUUUAAUAUGUUAAACUACCUAUUGGUACAUCUUAUUUAAAGUCUAGCAAAAAGGAGAUGGCUUUUGCCCAUAGUAAUAGAAACUUUUCAAAUAUACCAUCAACUUUACAAUAUAUCCAGCCUUUAAAUUGCGUUAUAUCGCCGUCAGAAGAGAUUGAAUUUGAAAUCAUUGAUAACCAUUCCGGAAAUAAAUCAAACACAUCUAAUAACGAUUAUAAAGAGGUUAUUCAGGAUUUAACUGUAUCACAGAACUUUUAUAAACCUCUUAUUUCAUUAUGGAAAUUGUUGUUACAAACACCUCUAAACUACAAACAUUUUUUGGAGCUGCGAGUUGUAAUGUUAAAAGAAGGAGUACUGAAGUUUAUUAUUAAUCUUUUGGAAGAUUUGGAAACUAGUAAAAAAAAAAAUUCAAAGCCAACUGAACAAUGCAACCCUGUCGUCUUUACUGGAAUUACUGCUAACAAUGUACACUACUGGGCAAAGGGCACUGGAUUUGGGACUGGGUCUUUGGCAUCAAAUUGGGAUAUAGGAAUGGCAUUAAGUGCAAAAAAGAAAGAAGAGAUGCAACUUAUGGUAAUUUUUCAGGUACUGGCAGCUUUUUUAUGUGAAGAAAAUAAGAUUUUACAUGAAACUUGUAUGAUCUUUGAAAACUCAUGUCUUACAGAAGUGCUCUCUGGCUUUCUUAGAAAUGAUUCUAUUUUCGAUAUGUCACAUCAUAUUGUGUUGUAUCAUGCUAUAUUAAAGUUAGUUAGGUCACUUGCUUCUUCUACAAUUACUCUAAAGCUUCUAACUGGAGUGAAAGGUAUGUCAAAAGAAAAAUCCUCCACAAUUCAAAACUUGUUACUAAAGCUAAAAACCUGUGUGGAAACAUACAACAAAAGACUUAAAAUAAACACUAAAAGAAUGAUCUCUAAAUCACGUGUGAAAAUUUAUAUAGGCGAAGAAAAUUUAUAUUCUGAGACUGACACUGAAGAGUUGAACAUUUUGCUUUAUCAUAUAAAAUUGACAUCAGAUUUUGUGCAGCAUAAAGCAGAUAAUAAAGAGCUGAGUGCAGCAAAUAAAAGUGACACUGUGGUUGUUUGUACAUCAGAAUCAAAUAAUGCAAAAAGCAGCGAACAGUUAUAUCUAGCUGUAAUGUCACAACUGCAAUUUGAUACUUAUGAAAUUAUUACAAUUAAGGGAAACGGUAUACUCCAAUUUAAUGUUCCAUUUUAUUAUGAAUCUACUGUACGCUCUGCUGCAAGUACUAAUAAUGACACAUCAAAUUCUUUACGAGCUCGCAGACUAGCUCAAGAGUUUGCAACCUUGUCAACUUCGCUGCCUUUAUCAUAUAGCUCGACUUUAUUUUUGCGAUGUGAUAGUGAGAGAUUAGAUGUUAUAAAGGUUCUUAUCACAGGACCUGAAGAUACACCUUAUGAAAAUGGUUGUUUUGAAUUUGAUGUUUACUUUCCAGCCGAGUAUCCAACUUCUCCAAUGAGUAUCAAUUUAAAGACUACUGGAAAACAAACCAUAAGGUUUAAUCCUAACCUAUACAAUAAUGGUAAUGUCUGCUUAAGUAUACUUAACACAUGGAGUGGCAGACCAGAAGAAAAAUGGAAUUCACAAACUUCUAGUCUUUUGCAGGUCCUUGUUUCGAUACAAUCUUUAAUUUUGGUAAGUGAACCAUAUUAUAAUGAACCUGGUUAUGAACAAAUGCGUGCUACUCUACAGGGUCAGCAAAACUCCCGUGAUUACAAUGCAAAUAUUCAGCAAGCAACAAUAAAAUGGGCAAUGGUCGAACAGAUUAAAAAUCCAACAUUAUGUUUUAAAGAGAUUAUUCACAAACAUUUUUUAUUGAAGCAAACACGUGUUAUUGCUCAAUGUGAGCGGUGGUUAGCGGAAUUACAGCUAAAAGGCAAUACACAAAGCUAUCAAUCUUUAAAUAUACACUUUGCCGAACUAAAGACCGAGUUGAUGAAGUUAGAAAAAAAUAGUGGCAAAUAAAACGUAAUUUUAAAUUAAUAAUCAAAAUUUCACAUUGCAACGGAGUUAUACUUGUAAAUAUUGCCGUUUUCUAGAAAAUAUAUAUUUUUUAA
Molecule: messenger RNA, 2200 nt
Organism: Hydra vulgaris (swiftwater hydra)
Lineage: Eukaryota; Metazoa; Cnidaria; Hydrozoa; Anthoathecata; Hydridae
Product: baculoviral IAP repeat-containing protein 6
Source: RefSeq, a predicted model, not a curated record